Molecule: messenger RNA, 1124 nt
Organism: Megalops cyprinoides (Indo-Pacific tarpon)
Lineage: Eukaryota; Metazoa; Chordata; Actinopteri; Elopiformes; Megalopidae
Gene: pou2af3
Product: colorectal cancer associated 2
Exons: 5
Coding region: 198-926 (242 amino acids)
Molecular function (GO): DNA binding; POU domain binding
Source: RefSeq, a predicted model, not a curated record
AUAGUCAAACUAAUAUUUCCCUAGCUAUAUUACAAUAUUAUUGUAUGUCCUCAGCCUGCUUUCAGACUUUUGUGUGAAGAGUUUUUGCAACUUUUGUAAAUAUUUCGUUCUAGCCCAUAUAACUCAGCCAAGAGAAGACAGACAGAAGUCUUCCAUAGUAACGUCUCUUCCAGCAUUUCUGACUUCUUUCAAACAAUAUGUCUGCAGUUAAACCCAAGGUGUACCAGGGUGUGAGGGUGAAGGCCACAGUCAAAGAACUUCUGGAAAAACGGAGAGCCCUUCAGGCAGCGAUAAAAACCACAGCGAUAUCUCAGAGCGUGGCGAUUCAGGAUGUUUGUUCCCCGUCUUUUCCUGCCUAUCCUUUUGAUGUUUGCCCUGGGAACUCCAUGCCAGAUGGAAGUUUCCAGCCGAGACAAUAUGCGGACAACUUUUGCAACGUCCCGAUCGAGGCCGGUGCGUUCGAUAAUCAGCAGUUGGUUAACAUGAUGCUGCCGCCGGAGAGUUUCAGCAGCAGCUUUCUGCCACCGGCUUCCGCUGCCCCGACCUGGCCGCAUGGACAUUUCGCAUCGAGCGCGGAUUACUACAGCCAUGGCAUGGCUCCGGGCUCCCCGUCAGACUCCAUCAGUCUCCCCAGCCCGGCAGAUUACAGCAGUUAUUCGCCUCCUCAGUGUUACUCGUCGUCGUCCUCGUGCUACAGCUCUCCCACGCGCAUGGACUCGGGUUACGGUUUGGCCCCAGAGUGUUACCAUUACCAGCACUGUGGCCCCCAGCACUGCUACUGCGUGUCGCACUGGUCCGGUCCCCAGGACAGCGUGGCCAACAUAGAAUACGCACCUUUCGGCACGUCAGACUCCACCUACGCAGCGGCAGUGGAAGAGAACUACUUUAGGAGGGAUAUGCCCAACACUGAGAUAUGCUACCUUUAAGACGGCGUUUCCUGUUCUGUUUGAUGUUCCUCAGUGUCUGUAUCCUGUGCAAGUGUACAGCGUUUUUAUUGUUUUUCCUCGUUUGCUUGUUGUGUUGCAUUUGAUGGCCUCCCUUACAGCUGUCCAGCCUACCACUAGAAUGAGAGAACUGAUGAACGGAUGAAUGUAAUGCAAGAAUGUAGAAUAUUCUGUCAUUUG